AUGGUUUUCUUUCAGUUGUCUAUAGUGAAGGUAUUCCGUUUAACUUUGUUAUUUGCUAUCUGUGUAGACUUUUAUUUUGGGUCAUCGCACUAUGAAGCUACAUUUGUUGAAACAGACUAUUUCGGUUUGAAAACAUGGAACGACCUUAAAGAAAUAUGUGAACAAUCAGGCUAUCAACUUGUAAGCAUAACCAGUUCAGAUGAAAACGAUGCAAUCUUGAACUUUCUCCAAGAUAAUUGCACACGUGGAAACUACGCCAUCGGAUUAUCACGCCAGAUGGGAAUGGAUCAACAUAGGUGGAACUGGGAAUCCGAUGAUACUGCUAUGGAGUUGUUAUGGGGCAUUAAUGAACCAAAUGUUCCUGUUCAUUACUCUGCAGUAGUGUAUAUGACGACCCUGGAAAACCUCGAACCUGGCAAAUGGUACGACAUUGUGAGUACCGCGCUAAUAGGGGCUGAAACUGCAAAUCCUGAAUAUGGUUAUAUUUGUGAAAAAUCAAUAACAACCACGCAGUUAUCCACGACUACUGAUGGCAUGUCAAUACAGUCAUUUUCUAGAAGUAUUAUACCGUUAAGUUCCACUUAUCGCAUGCAUACAUCAGUAGUAGCCACGGUAAAUGGUGAACCCAAAGACAGAACUGGUAUUAGUGAUGAGCCAAUUACGAAAACUAACACCGAAAAUAACAAAGCAACCCAGCAAUUAUCCACGACUGCUGGUAGACCAUCAGUACAGCCAUUUACCAGUGAAAACAAAGAAACAACUAGUAAAAGUGAUAAACCAAUGAAGCCUACCUCAGAUAAGGGUAACAAGACAGUUGACCUGAAAACCAUGAUGCAAGACAAAGGUAAACCUAUAACAUGCAAAGGAAUGAUGAGAACUAGGCUAGAAAGAUUUGAUGAUGAUCGUGCUUGUAUCUGCGUCAUCCGUUGCAGCAAUUUUACUCCUGAUUUUAGUCUAGGGCAUAUGAUUGAAUAA
This is a messenger RNA of Anneissia japonica, 975 nucleotides long. RefSeq lists its product as uncharacterized. Gene Ontology annotation, molecular function: carbohydrate binding. Bases 1 to 975 code for a protein of 324 amino acids. Gene Ontology annotation, biological process: biological process involved in interspecies interaction between organisms. NCBI's taxonomy places the organism in Eukaryota, Metazoa, Echinodermata, Crinoidea, Comatulida, Comatulidae. Gene Ontology annotation, cellular component: external side of plasma membrane. The transcript is spliced from 6 exons. The record is from RefSeq and is a predicted model, not a curated record.